Molecule: messenger RNA, 2421 nt
Organism: Xiphophorus maculatus (southern platyfish)
Lineage: Eukaryota; Metazoa; Chordata; Actinopteri; Cyprinodontiformes; Poeciliidae
Gene: dnaaf11
Product: leucine rich repeat containing 6
Exons: 12
Coding region: 18-1415 (465 amino acids)
Biological process (GO): outer dynein arm assembly
Cellular component (GO): cytoplasm
Molecular function (GO): protein binding
Source: RefSeq, a predicted model, not a curated record
AAGCGGCUCACCUGCUCAUGGAAAACGGCCGGAUGCUGCAGAUGUUGUUUGGACUUCCCUUCUGUGCGCUGAAUUUUCAAAAUAAGGGUCAGCGGCUUGAUGGGAUGCUGCAUUCAAGAACACACUUCACAGAGGAGCUGAUCCGGCGGCGGGCCGAGCACAACGGCUGUGAGAUCCUCUCCCUGGAGGAGGUCUCCCUGCACCAGCAGGACAUCGAGCGGAUCGAGCAUGUGGACAGGUGGUGCAGGGAGCUGAGGAUCCUCUACCUGCAGAACAACCUCAUCCCCAGAAUCGAGAACGUGGGGCGCCUGAAGAAGCUGGAGUAUCUGAAUCUGGCCUUGAACAACAUCCAAGUCAUUGAAAACCUGGAAGGCUGUGAGAGCCUCCGGAAGCUGGACCUGACGGUGAACUUCGUGGGUCUGCUGAGCAGUGUGGAGUCGCUGCAGCACAACGCCCACCUGAGGGAGCUCUUCCUGGUGGGGAACCCCUGCACCGAGUUCCAGGGCUACCGGCAGUACGUCGUGGCGGCGCUGCCUCAGCUCAAGUGGCUGGACGGGACAGAGAUCAGCCGGUCGGAGCGGAUCAGAGCCUCGCAGGGCCUGGAGCAGGUGAGGAGGCGAGUCAGGGAGCAGGAGCAGGAGUACCUGAGGAGGAGAGAGGAGCAGAAAGAGGAGGCUGCACAAAGAGACAAGGAGAGGAAACCAGACUCACAGGACGACAAGGAGAACCUGCGGAGCGCCGAGGAGGAGGAGCAGGACUUCUGGCACACGCCCUGCUCCUUCACCCCCGAGUCCCGGCUGGAGGCGCACCGCCGCCUGGAGGAGAAGAAGAACGCCAACAGGAAGGAACCAGAGAAGAAGAACAAACCUCCCAGGACUCUGAUCACCGCUGACGGACGAGUCAUGAACAUCAACGAACCCAAGUUGGCCUUUUCUCUGACUGAGGAUGAGGAAAGCAACGCUGUUGUGUUGGACCUGGCCGUUUACAGACACAUGGACACGUCCCUGAUGGAUGUGGACGUCCAGCCGACGUACGCCAGAGUCAGCGUCAAAGGAAAGAUGUUCCAGGUGGUUCUUCCUGCGGAGGUGAAGCCCGACAGCUCGACGGCCCGGCGCUCCCAGACCACCGGACACCUGGUUCUGACCAUGCCCCGGGCUGAAGGUGAACUCAGAGUGAAGAAGCCCGCUCCUCGCCAGCACCGAGACGCUCCGAGCCGCAGCUCAGCAGAGGAACGGAACAGAAAGGAUAAAACUCCUGAGAGGCUGGAAGUUGAUCCCAGUAAACGUAAAUCUGUUGAUGUUGCCAACAUCGUGCCUCAGCAGAGCAACGGAGAAGAUCUUCAGGAAAAACCGGGUAAAACAGCAGAACUCCCUGAAGAGUUCAUGGACGACCCGGAGGUUCCUCCACUCAUCUAAAAUGUUUUUAAAAACACAGUUUCACCGCCGCUCUACAGAAAAUGAUGCAAAUCCUGUGAUUUUAAGUGAUUUUAAUUGUCGUACAGCAAAACAAAUGUUAGUGUUGGUAACAAAACCUCAGAAGAUUCUGACAGAAAAACAUUUUGGUUUUAGUAAAAAGAUUUUCUUCUGGACAGUUUUUGGUGUUUUAUUCUUUUUUUAAAUCCUUUUUCUUAACCUUAAAGUACAGAAUCCAUGUGUAUGUUGUAAAUAUUAAGACCAAACAAGAUUUAUCACCUGGACAGACAAAAACAGAUAAAUAUAACUUCAAUCUGCUGUCAUUGUGAAACACAUCAACCAGUGAUACUGACCUUCGCCUUUAAUUGCCUUUUAAUCUGAUUGUCUUUAGUUGCAGUUUGUGACAGAUUCUCUAUGGUGAACUGGGGUUUUAAUAUUUUGGUGGAUGUCAGUGUUAUUGAUCCCAGAUUGAAGAAUCAGUGAAACCUCUAAUGAGGAAGCUGGCAGCCUCUCCGGACCUUCAUAAGAGUUUCUGCAGCUUUUCCCCAAAGUUUGAGCUCAGUGUGUGCCUGGACUCAUUUCAUUUCUUUGCAAAGAGCAAAUGUUAAAUUAGUUUCUAAUUCCUCAGAGGUACAAGGUGUGCUAACUGAACGCUGAAGUUUCCUGUUUCUGAUCUGAUGAGGGCUCAGAGGUUUAUUCGUCUCUGUCAGCGGCUCUUCAGCCUUAUUGGCCUCAACAGAAAACCUCCAAUCUGUAGAAAGAAAAUGUCGUCAGAGUAUCAGUUAGCUCGAAUAUUAGCUUAACCGUUAGCUCAGCUGUUUCCCUUAAAAUGUUUGUGCUUAUUUGCUUGAUUUUGAGAAAGUACAAUAUUUGCUUAAAUAUUCACCGUACUCUUAACUUGAUCUGUAACGUAUUGGUCACUUAAAUUGUGAUCUUGACUGAAGGUUAGCUCUCCUAUUAGCUUGUCUAUCAAUCAAUCAAUCAAUCAAAUUUUAUUUUUAUAGCACAU